Messenger RNA from Pistacia vera, 1262 nucleotides. RefSeq lists its product as uncharacterized. NCBI's taxonomy places the organism in Eukaryota, Viridiplantae, Streptophyta, Magnoliopsida, Sapindales, Anacardiaceae. The transcript has 4 exons. The record is from RefSeq and is a predicted model, not a curated record. The coding region runs from base 1 to 624 and encodes 207 amino acids.
AUGGCGAAGAAGAGGAAAUCAGACGCCACGCGCCUUGAUGAAGUUGACCGUACGAUGUAUACUACCUUCUGCAGCGCGGCCAACUCGCUCUCGCAGCUAUACUCGCAGGCGAUGAACCACCAGCGCCUCAGCUUUCAGGCCGGAGAGCGCCACGCGCUGGAGAAACUGUAUCAAUGGAUUUUGAGGCAGCAAGAAGAAGGAUCAAGAGUAACAACAGUAGAUAUAGUUGCUUAUUUGCAGAAUGAGCUUGAAUAUGGAGUGGAGGAGUCUCCGAUGUCCCCCAGGUUGCCUAUUCAUCACCAACAUCCCCAAAGUGCAUUGAAUAAUCUAGGAGUUCCCAUUGCUUCUAUUCCAUGUGCACCGGCUGUAGGGCCUGGAGUCCGUACCGGACAACCAGAUCAUCAAGUGAAGAACUCAGUUUUCUCUAAUGCUCUCUCCAGCCCUGUUCGCCGCAGCCUUCAACACUAUCACUUGUCGCAGGGAAGCUACCAAAUGUCAUCUGGAAACGGUCCUCGGAAUAGUGACACCAACAAUGUCCAUCAUCAGAACAGGGAUGCCAAUUCUCCCAGUUCUGAAUCCAUGGACAUGCAUGCAGAUAGUCCGGGCCAUGACUUUCCUUAUUGAAGUUUCCGUGUGGUUUCUUGCAUAUUUUUUAUUGUUUUUGUUGUCAAAACUUUAAAGCUCCUGUGUGGUGGUUAGAACUUAGAAGCCUUGAAAAUUGACUGCGGAUGUAGUGCAAGUACCAUUUUAUAAGGUAGCUAUAUCAUAUUUCUCUAAGCAUGGUUAUGCAUUUUCCUUAAGAGUAGCGACUCUUGAACUUGUGGCCACAUCAGAGGGAAAGUCCUUGUUCUAACGUUCAAUGGAUGCAUAUACAACCAAUGUUUUAAAACCCAACCCGGGGUGAAAGUCGACAAAGUGGUCGGAUCCUAAGUUGACCGGUUUAACUAGUUUGAGAUGUCCAAAAGUUUGAAAUUUAACAAAAAUACAUUUGAAAAUUACAUGUAAGUUUCUAUAGGUUUGAAAUCUUGCAAAAACAACCUAAACACUCUCCUCAGCUCUUGACUAAAGCCCACUUCACCUCUCCCUCGUUCGCCUCCCCAGUUGCAGGCGAUAGCAGGAUUUUUUUUGGUGACAUUGUUUUGUGAUUUUCGAUUUAUUUACUCACCAAAAAUCAACGUUGUUGUCACCAUUGCACUCACUGGUAGUUUUUCUUCAGAAACCUUAACAUUCUAGUAAUCAAUGUUCACAGAUUGAUGUCCUAA